This is a messenger RNA of Electrophorus electricus (electric eel), 7827 nucleotides long. RefSeq lists its product as uncharacterized. Lineage: Eukaryota; Metazoa; Chordata; Actinopteri; Gymnotiformes; Gymnotidae. The record is from RefSeq and is a predicted model, not a curated record.
CUGGGUUACCUAGAUUAGCUAAUUUUUUUUAUUCGAUUAUCAGAAAAAGACUAUGCAAUUUAGAUACAAAUGAAAAAGACUGGUUAGAACACAAUGCUUUAAGUUAUAAAUCUUUGAGGAUCAGCAUAUUAGUUGAUGGGGUGCACUCAGAUAAUACCCAUUUGUAAAGCUGAUGGAGACGGAAUCCAAAUUUUUGAUUGGCUGGGAAGAGGAGCGUGCAGAAUUGAGGGUGGAGUUAUCUAGGCUGAAGGAGGAACUUGCUGAGAGCAAGGCAGAGAAGGAGGAGCUUCAGUCCCGCACACAUGCACUGACUGACAGGCUAUCUCAGACUGUGGACAUGUCCUUGUCUCUCCGUCUGGAUGGCGAGCAGAGAGAAUGGAGGAGGAAGCUGAGAGAAGGCACAGAGAGAGAAGGCAGACAGGCUCUGCUUAUCCACAAACUACAGAACAAGUUGGUGGAAUACAGGGGAUUGUGUGGCCAUCUGGAGCAGCAGGUACAGACUGCUGAGAGAAAGAGAAUGCUGCGAGACGAGCACAGUGAUGCAUUGGAGAGCGCCCUCAUUAGGCUGGAGGAGGAACAGCAGAGGAGUGUGGCGCUGGUGGGAGUCAACACGCUAUUACGUAGUCAGCUCAGCCAAACAACAGAAGCAAACCAAGCCCUGCAAGGUGACUUAAAGAAGCUGACAGCAGAUUGGACUAAAACAGUGGAGGAGGUGGGACAAAGGGAAAUUGACUGGCACCAAGAGAAACAGACUUUGUCCAGAUAUGUGUCAGGAGAGCACGCCAGGCUUCUGCUGAUCUGGGGAGGGGUGGAGGCUCUCCGACGCCAGUGCCACACUAUAAAGACCGCCACAGACAAAGACCUAUGGGAGCUGAGGGCGGAGUUUUCUCGCCUGUCAUCCACUUUACUCUCUCUGCCUUGCCUUCCUGCUGUCUCCUCCACCCAUGCGUCUCCCCCUCUCUCCUCCACCCUCACGUCUCAGCCUCUCUCUUCCACCCACGCAUCUUCCUCCACCCCGGGACCCAUGACUGUGGAGGACUUGCGUCAGGAGCAGACAGUCCACCCAGAACUCAUAGCUGUGCGUGAAGAGAACUCUGGGCUCAGGUACAGGAUUGGAGAGUUGAUGGACACUGUAAAAGCUCAGGAGUGUGAGAGGCAAAGACAGGAGCUGGAGAUGGAGAAGAUCAGGGAGAGAGAGCAGCAGAGAGAGCAGCAGCACACAGAGACUCAGAGAGACUUGGAAUCAGUCCAAAACGCUGUCAGAAACUUGUACAGGGUUAUUGUCUCUCUAAGGCUGGAUGGACAUUCCAGAAAUGUGGCUAGCCAUGUUGAGCCCAAUGAUGGCUUGUCUUCUGUGCUGACAAUUAUCGCUCAGGCUGAGACAGCCCUCCAGUGGAGACACCAGGAACUGGAGGAAGCUGAGGGGAACUUGCGCAGGUUGAGGGUGGAGACUGAAUCACUGGAGCAGCGAAUCAAAGAGCUCUGUGAUGAAAGGGAGGAGUUUCAGGACCAAGCCAAUCAGACAGCUCUGGAACUAAAGCAGACACAAAGACUGUUGAACAGCGAGAAGGAAAUCGUGGAUGGGUUACGAAGGCAGCUGGUGGAAAUGGAGACACACAGUGAAGAGCUGACUAAAGAAAACAAACAGCUGAGAUUCCAGAGGGAGAGGGAGGAUGAAGAGAGGAGUGAGUCUGAAAGAGAGCGACAGAGGCGAGUCGAGACGGAGCUUCUGGAGAACGCGCAGCUCUGUGAGAGAGAGAGCCGCACUCGCUUGGAGUUGCACAACCUGCAGGGGGCACUGGAGAGAGAGAGGCUCGAGAGAGAACGCAUAGAGAGAGAAGCAACAGAAAUCAAGGAUGCUCUCGUUAAGACUCGAGAGUCGCUAGUGGCCAUGUCCUCCAGCUACACGCUUCUGAAAAGGGAAGCAGCAGAUGGACGUGAUGCCUUGGAGAAAACUGCUGCGCUAAAUGAAUCCCUGGCUCGCGACAAGAGCAGCCUCAACUCCCGGAUUCUGCAGUUGGAGGAAGAGGUUGAUGAAGCUCACAUGCAGAUACAGAAGUUUAGAUCAGAUGUGGCGGCUCUGCAAAGGGAAUUAAAGGCCGUCUCCAUGGAAACCUCCCAGUUAAGGGCUCACAGGGAUACAGAGCUGGACUCCCUCCAGCAGGUCCGACUCGGGGAGAGAGAACUACAGAAAGAGCUGCAGGCCCUCCGAGGGGAGAGAGACAUAGAGACCACUGCUCUCGCUGAAGAGAAAGCAAGAAAUGAAGAGUUGUGUGAGCAGCACAGAGCUGUAUGUGAAGAACUAGAUAAUGUGAAAACAGAUCUCUGCAGAAUAGCAGAGCAGGAGAAGGAACUGCAGAGAGAGACACAUACACAUCUAAAGGAGCUCCGACAGCUAGAGGAAACAAAGCAUGCUCUGGAGAGACAAAAUGAGGAACUGAGGCAGGACAGAGAAGAACUCAGAAAUUUGACUGAGACCCUGCAACAGCAGCUGUGUGUGGCCCAGGACCAGGCUUCUAUGCUGGAGGUGCAGUGUACACAGCUAAACCUGCAGAUCAGCACACUGCUGCAGGCCAAAGAUGUGCUCCAUGGUGAGAUCCAGUGUCUUCAUGCAGAGCUGGAGAGAGACGCAGUGGUGAGACAACAGGAGAAACAUGUAGCAAGUGAGGAAAGGAGAAGGUGUGAAAAAGAGACUGAACACUGUCGAGCAGAGGUCAGGAGACUGCGGACGGAAUCUGAGAGAACGUCAGAACAGCUCAAGAUCCAGGAGCUAGAGCAGGAUGAAGAAAGAGGGAAGUGGCAACAGGAAAGAGAAGCUCUGAACUCUGAGCUGGGUCAAAGAGAUGGAGAAGUGGAGGCGCUGAAGAACAGGAUGGAAGCUCUGGUGGCUCAAAACAGGGAGCUGUCCAAUAUGGUUGAUGAGAGAAACUCUGAGCUGGAGCAGCUUCAGGUGGAGCUAGCAGGAGAACGCAGAGACCUGGAGAUGAGACUGCAGCAAGCAAAUGAGGAGAUGGAAAGAUGGAAGACGAGUACAGUGGACAUUCAGAGAGAGAAGGAAGAACUGAAUCAGCGGGUUUUACAAAGAGAAGAGCAAACUAAUGCAGAAUUAGAAAUCACCAGAAGAGAGAAGGGUCACAUAGCCAGUCUUUUGAGACAGAGGGAAAUUGAGAUUCAAAAGAAAGACAAAGACACUGAGGAGUUCAUGUUGAAAGUGAGAUUGCAGGAAGGUGUAAUAGAAGCACUCAAUUCACAGUUAAAAGAGAAAGAAGUCCUGGAGAGGAAGCUAACUGCUCUGGAGGAGCAGGGCGCUCAGCUGAAGGAGAGGGAGAGUGCUAAAAGACAAGAAGAAGAAAGACGACAACAGGAGAGGGUGGCAGAGGAGAGAGAGAGGGAGGUGAGGAUAAGAGGAGAGCUGAGAGAGAAAGAAGCAGCAUUAGAGCAGCUGAAAGACCAACUGGAAGAACUACUAAGGGACAAGAAACACAUUUGUUGGAUGCUGGAGGAAAAGGAGGGUAAUCUAGAAAAACUCCAGAACAAUUUGACAGGAGAACAGAAAAAUCUGGAACGUAUAGCUAGAGAAGCAAAAGAUGAGAUAGAGAGGUGGAAGAGGAGGGCAGGUGACGCAGAGAAAGAAAAGGAGGUAGUGAACCAAAUGCUGGCAGACCGAGUGGAGAGAGAAAGAAACGACCUCAGUGCUCUGGAACAAGAAAUGGAUGACUUAAGAAAUGUGCUACAAGAAAGAGAGGAAGCACUACAAAAGAGAGUGAAUGAUAUUAUGGACUUAAAAUCUACACUAGAGUUGUUAGAAGGGAUCAUAGAGAAUGAAAGGAAGCACAAGGAGACACUGGAAGGCCAGCUUAUUAUGUUAGGGGAACAGAACUCACAUCUUAUUAAAAGAGACGAAGAGAGGCUGAAAGAACGGAACAAGAUGGAGGACGAGCACCAAGAGCAACAGAAGGUGCUGUGCAGAGAGCUUGAGCAGAGAGACGGAGAGAUAGAAAACCUCCGAUCCAAAGCAGAAGAAAUACUAAAGGAGAAAGAUGAGAUACUAGACCGACUGGAUGAGAGAGAUACUGAGUUAGAGAAACUGAAAGCCAGACUAACAAAAGAACAGUUGACAUUUGAGCAGAGAGUAAAAGAAGAUAAUGAACAAAGGGAGAAAUGGAAGAUGCGGAUUGAGGAACUGGAAAAGGAGAUACAGAGAUUGGAAGAGAGGGAAGAAAGCUGGAUAAGACUGGAGGAAGAGGGACAGGAGCGAGAACAGGAGAUGAGAGGAGAGAUCUGUCGGAUGGGACAGGAGCUGAAGCAGCUCAGAGUGAAGAUGGCAGAGAUGGAUGGAGAAAACAGGGAAAUGCAAUGGAAGACAGUGGAGCAAAAAGAGCGCCUUGAGUGCCAGGCCGCCCUUCUCAGGGAGAGGGAGCAGGACGCAAACAGACUGAGAGAGACUUUACAACAGAAAGAAGAAGAUGAAACAAAAAAAGCUCAACAGGGGCAGGAGGACCUGAGGAAACUGAAGGAAAGGCUGACUGUGAUGGAGCAGGAUCUGAAAGACACACAGUCCCUCCUGGACAAAGAGGGACAUCUACGCAAGGAGAAAGAAAAGGAGCUUUUAAGCUGUAGCCAAAAACUUCAACUGGCAAACGCCAAAAGUGCCAAAGAGGAAGAAAAAGUCCAAGACCUGGAAGAAACAAGCAAAAGAUUGAUGGAAGAGGUGGAAAUGUUGAGAGGAAAACUUGAGGAAAGGUCAGGAGAACUGGAGAGGAAAUUGCAACUGCUACAAAACCAUGAAAGAGAGGUUAAGAAUCUAAAAAUCAGACUGGAGGAAGGUAAAGAGGAAAACAAAGGGUUAAGGAGGUCUCUGAGUCAAAAGGAGGGAGAGACUGAGCAGUUUGAGAUCCGUCUGAAAGUACAGAGUGAAAAACUGAGAGCCAAACUAGAAGAGCUUCAACAAGAACAGCACAGCCUGGUGAAACUCGAGACACAAGUUCUAGAACUAGAAGAAGAAAGGGAUCAUCUCUCAUCAGAACUGAGAAGGAAAGAGAGAGAUGUUGAACUCUGUAAAGAAGAGACUGGAAGAGAAAAGCAAGAGAAAGACAUCAUGAGUGUCUCUCUCAAACAAAAAGAGGAGGAACUGAAAGGAGCACAGGAGAGGGAGGAGGCUGUAGUCACCCAGGUGGCAGCACUACAACAGGAAGUGGCAGCACUCUCUGCGAGCAAGGAACGCGCAAGGUCUGUGAUAAGGGAACAAAAUGAGGAGAACAAGAAGAUUAGAGAAGGGCUAAAAGCUGGCCUUCAGGAGAUGGCCACUCUAAGGGAGUUACUAGAGGAGAGCCAUCGCGAGGGCGAGACACUCAGGGCUAUCCUUCAGGGGAAGAAGGGUGAAAUGGUCCGGAGCAAAGAGAAGGAAGAUGGGACAGCAGCAAGAGCAGAAACAGAUUUACAAGCUCGAGUUCAGAGAAUAGAGAAAAAGAAUCUGGAUCUACAGGCACAGCUGUUGCUUAGAGAGUGUGAACUGGAAAAGAACGUUGAAGCGGUUACCAGAGAAAGGCGGAUGGCUGAGAAGAGAGAAGAAGACCUAAGAACUUUAGAAACCAUAGUGAAGCAGAAGGAGGAUGAGCUGGCCAGAGUGAAACCGAAGACAAACGCUAUGGAAGAACAGAGACCCGAUCUCAUCCAUGUGGUGGCAGAGAAGAGCAAAGAGGUGGAGAAGCUGACCAGCAGGGUGAAGGAGCUGGAGGAGGUGCUGAAGGAGAAAAAUCAGGAUCUGAAAAAUUCAGAACAAGUGAUUGGGUCACUGCAAAAGGAGAAGAAUUACAGACAAAAUGAGUUACAGGAAAGAGAAAAAAGGUUUGAACUUCUUAGUAAGGAACUGAGAGAGAAAGAGAGAGAGAUAGAACUGAUAAAGAACAAAAUGCAAGUUAAAGAGAGGAUGAAUGAAAGGGUUAAAUACCUUGAAGCACAGGGUGUUAAGAAUAUGGAGUUUGCAAAAGAAAAGCUUAAUGAAAAAGAAACAGAGUUAGAGAAAGUUAGAGAAAUCGCUUUCAAAGAAGAAAAGGCAAGAGUAUUCCUGCAGAAACAGCUGGAAGAUGCGAUGAGGAAUACGAAGACUCUGAAAUGUCUCCUGGAAAGUCAGGACAAAGAAAAUGAAGAGAAAAUCGCUAGACUAGAGAGGGACAUAUACCACCUAAGAGAAUCUGAAAAAAAUGCCAACAAACUUAAGAAAAAGAUUUACAAGCAGCUUCAUCAUCAUUUAAAAGACGUGUCAGGAAUCGGUAUGAUCUGUCAUACCCAGACUGAAAUGAAGGAUCUUCUAAAGAAGGAAGAUGAAACAGAUGUGUUGAACAGCCAGAUGGAGGCUCUGGAGACGGACGUGGAGAAUUUGCAGCCUCAUACUGAUGAAGAGGCCUGUAUCCCACAAGAUGAUGGAGUUUGGGAGCUACUGAACAAUCGAGUGUGCGCUGUGCUCCUGGAGAAGCAGGAGACAAGCAGACAUUUGAGAGAGAAGGAGUCAGAGGUGUAUGCUCUGAAGGAGCGGACAGAGGAGCUCAGCAGGGACAGGGACCGUGUCAGGAUGGCUCUGGAGAAGACGGAGUUGAUGCUGAUUCACUAUAAGGAAAGACUCCAGCAGCUGGACCAAGAGAAGACCAAGACAGCAGCAGUGGAGGAUAGUGGAGUGGAGGGCAGGUGUGGGGAGGAGGUGGAGCCAAGCUCAGCGGCAGAAGAACGUUUGUGCGCCAUGCAGAGGGCUGUGGCCCAGCUGGAGCUGCAGCAGAGAGAACUACAGCAGAGAAACCGACACCUGGAGCAGCACAUCCAGAGGCUGAAGACCGAGAGGCAGCACCUGCGAGACACCUUAAAGCAGGUUGAGCUCGAGAGGGGGAAAUUGCGACAUCAGCUGUCCCAAUCAGAUACUGGCAUCAAGGAGCCCCAAGUCCCAGCUGGGUCUGAUGAGCUAAACAGCCUGCGAGCUCAUGCAGGUGAACUGGCUGAGCAGGUUCACUGUUUGCGUCUGAUGCUGGCAGCCAGUCAGGAGGAGCGGACUGAAUUCAUCGAUCGCUCUCUAAUGAAUAGCCACAGACUGUUGUCCCUGAGGCAGGACCUGAAGCGCUCUUUGCUGCUGGUGACUGAGCGCAUGCAGCCCUCAGUCCUGCAGGCAGAGACCGACCGACUAGACAGAAGCAUCAGAGAGGAAGAGCUCAGCUUCACUCUCAACCAAAGCUGAAGAAGAAAUCAACCUCAGUAUCCAUCAGCUCUUGUACAGAAUUUUGCACUUUAUUUUUUUAGCAUGGAUUCUGUGUACGUUACUUACUUCAUGCCAUUUUUAUGUAUUUAUUGUUCAAUUUCUAUUAUGUAUAAUUAUCAUUAUCAUUACUAUUGUUUGGCAUUUGUUUAUAUUUGUGAGAGCAUCUAAAUCUAUCCUGAAGCUUUAUUGCAUAUAGAUCAGUACUGAAAAGUUAGUUAAAGCAUAGACUAAACGUACAGGCCAUCCAAUAAUAUAUUAUAUAAUAUAUAUAAUAAUAUAUAUAUUAUAAUAUAAUAAUAGUCAUGCAUUAGUCUGUCCAGAAUCAGGGAUGGGAAUGUCACCUGGGUUGAAUUCUGAUGUUUUCAAACCCUGAUUGCAGGGCAGCAGUUUAAUGUACAUGUUCUAAAGUGUGAAGGAGAGACUACAAUGUAACCGUUCUGACAGCCACUAAUAUGAAUUUGUGUUUUUAAGAAGAACAAAUUUGGUGACAUCCUUCAGGUAACAAAUACACAAAUGUUUUCUUGCCAACACAUGGAAGAAGUGUUUCAGUAUUUAAUUAAACCUCAAAGGCUUUUCUAAUAUUU